UUUAGUAAGACGCUGUCCACAUGCACACAGCAGUCAGACACUUGACAUGGUCCGAGAGUGAAGACGCAACUACCCGGGCGAGACCAGAUUUGUGGAGUUUCCUAUACGUACGCAGCGAUCGAGAGGCCGCAAAAGACCAUAGAUCUGCGGCUGGGAUCAAACACGCUAUGGAAUCAUGAUAUCAGCUGAGGAUGAUGAAGAGUUCGAUGAGACUGGUGAACAGUAUGCCACUGACACCACCUGGAGCUGGGUAAAGUGAAUUGUAAAACCAUCUGCAUGUGUGGAAGAAAAACCGAAGCAUGGAAAUGUGGGGGGGAAGAGAGUACACAGAGAGUGAAAUGAGGAAAGUACUGCAACUGGUUCCUAUAGUGCAGAGACAGUGAGACUGCGUGUGCGUGUUUCAGUAAUCCCUGUAACCUUGUAAAAUAUUUCUGCCCAAGAUGAAACUUGUGGAGGAGAAGGAGAUAGCGGGUGUGAAGGGGACUGCGAUGGGUGCGUGGCUAGGAAUAAAACAACACAUUUGUCCUAAAAGACGACAGCUUUCAACACAGACUCAAUAGCCUUCAUUGGGUGAGACCCGUCAGACCAUGAACUACGUGGGGCAGUUGGCGGGCCAGGUGUUCGUCCAGGUCAAAGAGCUGUACCGGGGGCUCAAUCCCGCCACCCUCUCCGGCUGCAUUGAUGUGAUCGUGGUGAGACAGCCCGACGGCUCCCUGCAUUGUUCGCCCUUCCACGUACGCUUCGGCAAGAUGGGCGUCCUGCGGUCCCGAGAGAAAGUGGUGGAUAUAGAGAUCAACGGAGAACCAGUGGAUCUACAUAUGAAGCUCGGGGACAACGGAGAGGCGUUCUUCGUGCAGGAAACAGAAAAUGAUCAGGAAGUGGUUCCCUCCUACCUGGCCACCUCGCCGAUCAUGUCGGACGGCGCCGCUCUCAUGAGCUCGUCCCUGAUGGGGAAUAGCUUCGGGCCGCCCCUGCAAACCCUGGGCUCCGCGGGGGGCAACGGAGAGACCGGCGGUGGGAUGAUGAUGAUGAUGAAGAAGAGGAGGAAGAGGAGGAGGAAGGCUCGGGCGGACAGCGUGAGGAGGGAGGAGAGCGGAGACUACUCGGAGGACCAAGACAUGUUCACCAUAGACAUCAGCUCUGAUGAGGGCGCAGAGAUGGAGAACAGCAGGUCAUCUAGGGAUGUCUUAAGAGACGAGACGACCGUUGGUCCGACCAGUGGUUCCUACAAACAGGCUGGACUCUACACCCGGUCAGAUGGAGAGUGGAGUCCCAUCCAAAGCCCUGGGAACUCUCGCCCCACGUCUCCCAAGAGCGACUCUGAACUGAUGACCAAGCCGUCAGAUGCCGACAACCAGAAUCCAGCCAUGCAUUGGGCAUGGGGAGAGCUGCCACAGGCUGCCACGCCAUCCUUCCUCGCAGUGAAACCCAACCCUCCACUAGUGUGUCCUGUGUCCAUCCCCGUGUCUGAAAACACACAUUUCCGCGUGAUCACUCACGAGCCGUCUUCAGAGCGGUGCGGACCCCCCUCUGAGUUAUCAGCACUCAGGCUGCUGAAGUCUGAGGAGAGCGCAGUCACAGAGGAGACGGUCGUCACAGUCGGGAUGGAGUCUGAAUCCAUGAGGAUGGAGUCCCAGACAGUCAGUUCAGAGACACACCUUACGACAGUGGAGAGUGUCGCUGCUCGUAUGAUGGCCGACAUGGAGGAGACAAUGCCGCGUCCGCAUGGCAAGACUGACUCUCCUAGCAAGAGUAAAGACAAGCGGAGUCGCCAUCUUGGCUCUGAUGGGAUUUACCUGGAUGACAUCACAGAGCUCGAGCCCGAGGUGGCAGCCCUUUACUUCCCUAAGAGUGACGGCGGCGCAGCAGUGAGGAGCAUGUCAGACCCGGGCCUCCACAGCACCAGUCUGUCCCCACAGUCGCUCAGCUCAGGAGGAGACAGCGGCUUGGACAGCUACUGUGACCACAUGUCCGACCUGCCGUCUAUCGCCAUCUCUCUGUGUGGAGGACUCACUGACAACAGGGAGAUCACUAAAGAGCAGUUCCACGCAAAGAUCAUCUCCUACCAGCAGUUCGUAGAAAAUCCCUCCAUCAUCGACGACCCCAACUUGGUUAUAAAAAUAGGCUCCAAGUACUAUAAUUGGAGCACCGCGGCUCCACUUAUGCUGGCUAUGCAGGCGUUCCAGAAGCCUCUGCCAAAGGCUGCAGUGGAAAACAUCAUGAAGGAGAAGAUGCCCAGGAAAGGAGGGAGGUGGUGGUUCUCCUGGAGAGGCAGAAACAGCGGCAACAAAUCGGAUUCAAUGUCUGAAUGUGGGGCCUGUGGCUCUACUGAGCUGGCCGGGGAAAUGACGAGCAGGCACAAAGAAGAGUCGUCCUCAAGUGAUGAAGACCACAGAGCAGCCAGCCAGACCUCUCCCGCCGUCCAAUCAGAGGCCGGGCUCGCAACAGGAGGCGUGUCCUAUAAGAAGACACUGCGACUCACAUCAGAGCAGCUGAUGUCCCUCCAGCUGCAGGACGGUCCCAAUGACGCUGUGUUCAGUGUGACCACUCAGUACCAGGGAACCUGUCGCUGUCAGGGAACCAUCUACCUCUGGAACUGGGAUGACAAGAUAAUUAUCUCAGACAUAGAUGGAACCAUCACCAGGUCAGACACGCUGGGUCACAUCCUGCCCACUCUGGGGAAAGACUGGACGCACCAGGGGAUUGCACACCUCUACCACAAAGUCAGCCAGAAUGGCUACAAGUUCCUGUACUGCUCAGCUCGAGCCAUCGGCAUGGCUGACAUGACCAGAGGAUACCUCCACUGGGUCAACGAGAGGGGCACCAUGCUUCCUGUGGGCCCCGUCCUCCUGAGCCCCAGCAGCCUGUUUUCAGCCCUGCACAGGGAGGUGAUUGAGAAGAAACCAGAGAAGUUCAAGGUGGAGUGUCUAACUGAUAUCAAGAACCUCUUCUACCCCAACAGAGAGCCUUUCUAUGCAGCGUUUGGCAACAGACCAACGGAUGUGUUUUCCUAUAAAGAAGUGGGAGUGCCACUGAACAGGAUAUUUACAGUUAACCCCAAAGGCGAGCUGGUGCAGGAGCACGCCAAGACCAACAUCUCAUCCUACGCACGUCUCGGUGAGGUGGUGGACCACGUGUUCCCCCUGAAGAUGCGAGCCUCCACCUCAGACUUCCCCUGCGCAGACACGUUCAGCCGCUUCACGUACUGGAGGGAUCAGCUCCCCCGGGUGGAUCAUCAGGGAACUACACCUCCACAGACUCCUGGCUCCCGCAGCUGACGACCGCCUGCCGGGCGACGCCUCGCGGGCGACGCCUCGUGGGCGGAGCACUGAGUGACUGACGGUGCGCUUGAGAUGUAGCAGCCAUUUGGAAAGUGACGGUUACACGUGUGUGUGUGUGUGUGAUAAGAAUUUUUGUAGAUUUAUAGUGAUGGAUGGAGCACUUAGUGCACAGUAGAGAGUCAACUUAGUAGGCCAGUCUGCUGUUUGUAGUCUUAUAAUGCACAUGGACGUAAGCGCACUUUGAUCAAAAGAUGGCCCCCGAUGUCAUCUGACUAGAUGUAUGUAUAUGAGAAAUGAUAAUAAUUUAUUCAGGCAGCUUAGCACAUAUUAUUUUGGAGUGACUGUUGAUUAUUUCAACAGCCAGACUUUCUAUUUAUGCACACAGUUUCAUACUAUACCUGGCGCUUCAUAGAGAACGACAACCUCACUGUGCAUACUUCAGAAAGCAAGUCACUUGAACUUGUGCCAAAUAUAGAAUAUAUUUUCCUACUCUAAACUUUUGUUUUUGCAGUCAAGACUGUUAAAGAUCGUCAAUUAGCAUGGAAAUGCAAAUCAAUACAUGCAAGCCCGUUUUUACUUCAUUGCAACAUACUGUAUUAUUUCUAUUCUGUUUGAAAGAAAUCAGUCAAAUCAGAACUGUCGAGAUGUAUCACAGAGCGCAAUGUAUAUAUGAGCGUCUAUGUAGCUUCAUUAGCAAACAAAAUAACAAGGUUGGUUUUAUACACAGCUUGAAUGGAUAUGUUUUGUUUAGACAAAGUGAUGCAAAUAAGAAAAGAAAGCACAAUCAUUUAUAAUACCACCGCCAGUUUUCUCUGUAUGGGCGAGGAGAAAGGCUGAAUUAGUUUCCUUUUGAUCAGAAUGUCAUUACUGUGUAGGCCUUCUUGAGGCCUCUUUUAAUUUAUUUAAAGUUUGUGCAGAAACACAUCGAUCAACCCACUUUAUGAUUUUAUAAAUCGCAUUGGCGAGCAACUGACUGACCUUAAAAUGUAGCUCACAAUUGGUUCUUUUACUGUUUCGUUACUGCCAUUCCUUGUGGAAUAUGACUCAAGGCAAAACCCUACUCUGGAAAUCCUCAUCAGACUCGCUCGCUGCAGCCUAGCAAAGGCAGCAGGCCGUAUUCUUAAAAAAUGAAUGUCUGACCUGUUUUCUGAUUGACAGACAUUUGAAGAGGAAUCCUUAUUUCUUACAACACCAUGGACAAUAUGAGGUCAUUAAUGUGAGCUGCUGUCAUGGCCAUAUUGUGAAUAAAACCGCCUGAACAUUACAGUAGCUGCAAGAAACCUACAGUUUAUGAGAGGAUGUAUAUAUAUAUAUAAGGCUUUAUAAACGUUGAUAUUAUUCUUUCCAUGAAAGAGCUCAAAUCGCCUGGAAGUGUUUUCUUUUUUUGCCUUAACUGUGAACACGAUCAAUAAUUUGCUCGUUCACUUUCUUCUUCCGCUCCGUCGACCAGUUCACUGUUAAGUCGGUGUAAUCGAACUCAAUAAAAAUGCCUCAGAACAGCAA
Molecule: messenger RNA, 4784 nt
Organism: Scophthalmus maximus (turbot)
Lineage: Eukaryota; Metazoa; Chordata; Actinopteri; Pleuronectiformes; Scophthalmidae
Gene: lpin1b
Product: lipin 1b
Exons: 20
Coding region: 588-3278 (896 amino acids)
Biological process (GO): cellular response to insulin stimulus; positive regulation of transcription by RNA polymerase II; triglyceride biosynthetic process
Cellular component (GO): mitochondrial outer membrane; nucleus
Molecular function (GO): transcription coactivator activity; phosphatidate phosphatase activity
Source: RefSeq, a predicted model, not a curated record